AUGUCGCAUUGUGGAGAUGCUACUAAAGGUGAGAGAGACCUCGCCACAAGUGGAGCUACAAAAGGACUUGGAGAUGCUAGAUACCCAAGUGCAUUCUCAAUGUUGUCCAAGGCCAACUAUCCAUUGUGGGCAAUCCAGAUGCAACUCCACUUGGAGGCUCAUAGUCUACGGGAAGCUAUUGAGUCAGAGAUAAUAACAAGAAAGAAGGAUCAACAAGCCCUGUCCAUGAUGCUCAGAGUGGUGUUUGAAGACAUCCAAUCACAUCUCGACAUCACCAAAAUGACAAAAAAAACGUGGGAACUCCUCAAGUCAACAAAUGUGGCAGUUGCUUGCCUCACAAAAUCAAGAAUUCAAAGUUUCAUACAAGAUUUUGAGAUGUUGCGAAUGGGAGAUGAAGAGACUGUAUUUGAUUUCUCUAGAAAAUUAUCUCGAGUAGUUACUCAAAUUAGAAAUUUGGGAUAAAAGAUGGAAGAAAGCACUAUUGUUGUGAAACUUCUUUAGGCAACUCCUGCAAGGUUUAACCCCAUCAUUAUCUCUCUUCAGCAAUUUGGUGAUAUAGAUUCAAUGCCCUUUGAAGAAGUAGUGGGAUCACUAAAAAUCUAUGAAGAGAAGCUCAAGACUCAUUAGUAGAGAAAAGAAGAACAAGUCCUAUUUUCACAUGGUACUGAGAAAACAAGAGGAGAAGGCUCUUGAGGUAGAGGACGUGGUUGAGGUAGAAGAUGCAGCUAAGGUAGAGGAAGAUGCAAUAAUAAAAGUGCUGAUGAGAAUUGAAAACCUUGAGACAAAUCCAAGGUAA
This is a messenger RNA of Spirodela intermedia, 796 nucleotides long. The record is from the annotation of a GenBank genome assembly. Lineage: Eukaryota; Viridiplantae; Streptophyta; Magnoliopsida; Alismatales; Araceae.